Molecule: messenger RNA, 1417 nt
Organism: Gastrolobium bilobum
Lineage: Eukaryota; Viridiplantae; Streptophyta; Magnoliopsida; Fabales; Fabaceae
Product: monooxygenase 2-like
Exons: 6
Coding region: 86-1327 (413 amino acids)
Molecular function (GO): FAD binding
Source: RefSeq, a predicted model, not a curated record
AUUACCUAACGCUUCUGGCCAUUAGAUCAAUAAAACUAGAAGGAUUGAUAGCCUUUCCACAGGAGACAACUCAUUCAUAAAGGCAAUGGAAACAAAUAUUGUGAUUGUUGGUGCUGGAAUUGCUGGCCUUGCUACAUCCUUAGGACUUCACAGGUUGGGUAUCCCAAGUUUGGUAUUAGAAUCUGCAGAUACUUUGAGAGGCACUGGAUUUGCAUUCUCGCAAUGGAAAAAUGCUUGGAUGGCCUUGGAUACUCUUGGUGUUGGAGACAUCCUUCGCCACCAACAUGACCAGCUUUGUGGGAGUGUGACUACUUCUUUGAUUACGGGGCAGCAAACAUCAAGUACGUCUUUCAUGGAUAAAGGAAAGAAUGGAGUUGGUGAAGUUCGUUGUGUAAGAAGGCGGUUAAUGUUGGAAGCCCUUGCCAAUGAGCUUCCAAGUGGCACCAUCAGGUUCUUGUCAAAGGUGGUUUCUAUUGAGGAAUCUGGCUUCUCUAAGAUACUCCAUCUUGCUGAUGGUACAACCAUCAAAACCAAGGUAUUGAUUGGGUGUGAUGGAGUACACUCCCGGGUGGCAAAGUGGCUAGGCUUCAAGGAGCCCUCUCCUACAGGGAGAUGUGCAAUCAGGGGUAGCGCAGAGUUGAAUAUCAACCACCGGCUUGAGCCCAAUUUGAGGCAGUUCUUUGGCAAAGGUUUGCGAUUUGGUUCUAUGCCUUGUGAUGAGAAGACCCUUUUCUGGUUUUUCACUUGGACUCCCACCAACCAAGAUAAAGAGCUAGGAGAGGACCCUGCUAAACUGAAACAAUUUGUGUUAAACAAGCUUGAGAAGAUGCAAAGUGAUGAUAGGUCCUUCGUAGAAAAAACUGAAUUAGAUAGUUUCCUAUUAGCUCCAUUGAGAUAUAGACAUCCCUGGGAGAUCAUGUUUGGAAAUAUUAGUAAAGGCAAUGUUUGUGUUGCUGGAGAUGCUUUUCACCCCAUGACUCCUGAUCUUGGCCAGGGUGGAUGUAGUGCUUUGGAAGAUGGGGUUGUUUUAGCCAGGUGCCUGGCUGAGGCCUUCUCCAAAAAGCCAGCGAAACAUAUGAAAGAGAAGGAAGAAGAAGAAAAAGAAGAGGACCAAUACAAGAGGAUUGAGGAAGCCUUGAAGAAAUAUGCAAAGGAAAGAAGGUGGAGAGGCAUUGAUCUUAUUACUACUGCCUAUAUUAUAGGUACUCUUCAGCAGAGUGAUUCAAAAUUUGUUACCUUUUUGAGGGACAAAGUUUUCGCUGCAUUCCUAGCUGGUAUGCUGUUGAAGAAGUCAGAUUUUGAUUGUGGAAAACUAAAUAGCUCUUAAAGAGUAAUUAUCUUGUAAAAUGCUUAGUCCUUUAUUGUUGCAUUUCAUCUUGCCUUGUCAAAGCUUGAAUAAGAAUAAAGUUUGUUUGAU